UCAAAGACGCUUUCUCAUCAACCACACAAUCCUAAUUUCUUUAACAGUCUUUCGUCGAACAUCAAAAUCGCAAUGAGAAUGUCGAUCAUCCCAAGUUUCUUCGGUGGCUGACGAAGUAACGUCUUCGACCCCUUCAAGGAUUUCCCGUUCCCCACAUUUUCCGAACUUUCUCAGGAAAAUUCUGCGUUUGUGAACACCAGAAUCGACUGGAAAGAGGCCCUAGAAGCACACAUGUUCAAGGCCGAUCUUCCAGGGCUGAAGAAGGAGGAAGUGAAGGUGGAGAUUGAAGAUGACAGAGUCCUCCAGAUCAGCGGAGAGAGGAAUGUGGAGAAGGAAGACAAGAACCACACGUGGCAUAGGGUGGAGCGUAGCAGCGGAAAGUUCAUGAGGAGGUUCAGGUUGCCGGAAAAUGUGAAGAUGGAGGAGGUGAAGACGUCCAUGGAGAACGGGGUUCUUACAGUCACUGUUCCAAAGGAGGAGGUCAAGAAGCCUGACGUUAAAGCGAUUAAAUUUCGGGAUGAAGUUGUAUCCGUUGGAUUGUUUUGGUCCUCAAAUAAAUAUUAAAUAAAUAAAUAAAAGUGUUUAAUAAAUGUAAUAUUUUUUUUUUUUC
Molecule: messenger RNA, 610 nt
Organism: Corylus avellana
Lineage: Eukaryota; Viridiplantae; Streptophyta; Magnoliopsida; Fagales; Betulaceae
Source: RefSeq, a predicted model, not a curated record